This is a messenger RNA of Dentiscutata heterogama, 168 nucleotides long. NCBI's taxonomy places the organism in Eukaryota, Fungi, Glomeromycota, Glomeromycetes, Diversisporales, Gigasporaceae. The record is from the annotation of a GenBank genome assembly.
AGGGUUUCAAUCUACAAUUGUUUACAAAGAUGACUAUGAAAGUGAAACUACUCAUUAUAAAUUUUUAUGUUUAGGAAAUGAAAAAAUAGCUACUAAAGUUUCUGAUAAUUUUAAACCAAAGUUUAGAGUUAGUUUCGGUCCAAUUGCUACAAACAUGGUGGAAAUUAA